UCAGCAUUAUAUAGUUGAAAAUGCCAUGCUUCGCUUCUUUUUCCUAGACACAAUCAGAAAUUUCUUCUAUUUGAGAAUUUCUUUGUUGGGAUUGUUUGUCUGAGAUGGGUAUAACUGGAGAGCUUGUAAGAAGUGUAUUCUCCAAAAGCCGGUCUGUCCAGAGGCAUGACAGCCAAGGUCAUCAUGGAAGGAGCAAUGCAGCGGAGAAGAAAAAAUGGAGCAGCUCUGUUCGGUCGUACUUAUGUGGUGAUGAGCAUAAUUCAGCGCUUGCGGCUGAUGAUUCUGGCUCCGUUAGAAGUUCAACGGUUGCAGAGGUGGACUUAGCUUCAUUUAGGAGCAACAGGGCUACAAAUAUUAGUAGUACCGGUGGAGGGGGAGAUGUCACUUCAGUUUAUGCUGACGAAGAUACAGCUUCUCUGAGGAGCUCUGAGGCUACGGUCAAUCAACCGUUGCACGGAGAUUCAAAAGAUGAAGAUCGAAAGGAGAAACAAAACUCGACUUACAGACUCUUUCGGCAAGAGGAUGCUGCUUUGAUCAUCCAAGCAGCAUUUAGAAGCUUUCAGGCAAGACGUGCACAAUGUGAAGCCAAGAUGCAAGACGACGAGCAUGAACCUGCAGCUAGCCUGAGUCGGGAGUCGAUAGGCACAUCUAUUGAAGUUCAAACGGGGAAUUCGUCCGAUAUUUUCUCAAUCAAGGAGGAGAGUUGUGAUGUGCACCAAAAAAUAAGACAGAGAGCCAGAGCCCAAGUGCUGAAAAUCCAGAUUGAUCUCAAGGGGUUGUUUCCAACUCAAAACCUUUCCAUUCGACGUUCCCAGGAAGAUUGGGACGAUAGCACCGUAAGCAGCGUGAUAGCAAAAAUGAGAAUGCAGCACCGGCUGGAAGCAGCAACAAGGCGCGAGAGAGCUCUGGCUUAUGCUUUCUCACAACAGCUAAGAAUUUGUUCGAAAAAGAAACAAAGCACAACGAGCGGUGAUGAAACAAACAUGGGGUGGAGCUGGCUGGAACGGUGGAUGGCUGCCCGUCAGCCGGAACUUACGUUGAUGGGAGAAAUCAUAACUGGUGGUGAGCAGAAAACAGUCAUCAGAAAGAGAAUGCUGGAUGCAGCAAUGGAAGAGAAGGAGAGCUGUGGAUCUAAUGAGGUUUCUUCACUAGUUGAAGUUGGUGUUUUGUCUGUCCCCAAGAACGUUCCAAGACCUGCCAAACCUAGAAGUAAGGCGACAAGAAGCCUCUCCAGACAAAACUCAACAUCUAGCCACUUGUGUCCGAGAGAAUCAAAGGAUACAAAGAAAGCGUGUCAUCUGACAGAUGAGAAAGAGAAGAGGAAAAGAACAAAGCAGCCAGUUGGAAAUAAGAGAGAAAUCAAGAACGCCACAACUCAAGUAUCUUUGGAGCAUGAGAAUCAGCACUAAUUUCUGAUCUGGGUUUGAUCUUGAUUGAUUGCUUUUUUACUUCAAGUGAUCAAUUGUAUAAUAUGUGUAGAGUAGUUCAUCCGAAAAGUACUUAAUUGUUUAUUUAUGUUGCUGCUGUAGAUCACAGAUCACCAUCCAUAACAUCAAUCUAGUAAAAAAGUCAUAUAUUCUUGUCAAUCAUCCUUAA
Messenger RNA from Sesamum indicum (sesame), 1596 nucleotides. It is a transcript of the gene IQD33, whose product is annotated as IQ-domain 33. Gene Ontology annotation, molecular function: protein binding. The record is from RefSeq and is a predicted model, not a curated record. NCBI's taxonomy places the organism in Eukaryota, Viridiplantae, Streptophyta, Magnoliopsida, Lamiales, Pedaliaceae.